AUGAAGACUAGGUCCCUGCUGCCAGUGGUCCUCUGUGUCGGCGUCUGCGCCUAUCUGGUCAGCCAGGUGACCGGGGUUCCAGUCCUCGGGUUCUGCCCUCGCCCGGUCACCAAGCCCUUCUUUGUGCCCCUCAAGAAGAGGAGAUGUGUGGGAGAACCGUACUCAGUGACGGGCAUAGCAAGGAGGAACAUUUGGUCCGGGGAUUUCAGGAUCAGGAUCCAAAACAUUUUCUUCCAGCUACGUAACUUCCGGGUGAUCGACACCGACUACGUGAGCUGGGCUCUGGUCUUCAUCUGUGACCCUGUGCUCUUCUUCCUACCCAUCUCCAGACAAACGGCCAUGAUCCUGACCCGGAGGAGGGGCUACAUACCGCCCAAACGAGACCUGCUCAAGAUUAAGUUGUUUCUGAACGGCAUUAAUGCCAACUGGCUGCGGCCUGUGGAUCAGAACAACUGCUGAGACUGGACACUGUGGAUCAGACCAACUGCUGAGACUGGACACUGUGGAUCAGACCAACUGCUGAGACUGGACACUGUGGAUCAGACCAACUGUUGAAACUGGACUCUUUGUACACGUCUCGCGGACAUCGGCGCUACUCAGCGGAACUGGUGAAAGGACACGCGUUUGGUUCACAGUCAGGAAAACGAGUAACGGUCAGAUCCAGAUUUCGAGCAAAUUGAUGGCAUCCUUUUUGGCUGCUGUAGUCUAGUCGGCUCACAGCACAGAAGGCAAAUGGAAACACAAACGGAAGGACAGAUAAUUUACGUCAAGAUUUAUAGCCGCAUUUUUCAACGGCAAAGAAAGAGUUUGAAAUAAAGAAGCAUGAUGACAGAGCAAUUGA
Molecule: messenger RNA, 841 nt
Organism: Aplysia californica (California sea hare)
Lineage: Eukaryota; Metazoa; Mollusca; Gastropoda; Aplysiida; Aplysiidae
Exons: 5
Coding region: 1-459 (152 amino acids)
Source: RefSeq, a predicted model, not a curated record